This is a messenger RNA of Aphis gossypii (cotton aphid), 953 nucleotides long. Its product is annotated as zinc finger protein 1 homolog. NCBI's taxonomy places the organism in Eukaryota, Metazoa, Arthropoda, Insecta, Hemiptera, Aphididae. The transcript has 3 exons. The coding region runs from base 60 to 953 and encodes 297 amino acids. The record is from RefSeq and is a predicted model, not a curated record.
UGAAGGGUACAGUCUUGUUUCGCGAGUUCGACUAGUGUUCUUCAGUUUUAAACAUAAUCAUGUUUUCGUGUAGUGUAUGCGAUAAAACCUUUACAUUGAUCAAAAAUCUACAUAGACAUGCCAAGUCACACGAAUCACACACUAAAAUCGUAUGCAGUAUUUGCUCAGAAAUAUUCACGCGAACAGAUAACCUCAUCAGACAUAAAAAAGAAAAACAUCGUUCAAAUAUUAUAAUCCAACAACAACCAACCAUAACCAAGCGAGAAAUUCAAGAUUUUUCUAAACCACCUGAAAACAUUUACGAUUAUAAUGUUCAAUCUCGCAAUGGUCAUAAGCGCCCAUAUCAUACUGAAAAUUCAAACGAAGCAGCAAAUGCUAAAAAGACACGCAUGAGCAUUGUCAAGACACGAGGAUUCAUUAAGACAGGCACAUCGUUAUCGAAUAAAAUCAAUUGGUAUUACGUGAAAAAUACAGAUAAUUUGACCAACUACAGAACAUUUUUAGAAUCAAUAAAAAAAGACUUAAUAGAACUACUCAAAACACUAUCAACAAAACAACCAAUCAAAUAUAAUCUUAAAUUAGAAGCAACAUAUGAACGCCCGAACGUAGAAAAUUCAACAGAGAAUAGAGCAUUUAAGACCUCAGCUAAGGAAUUGUUUAUGGAUACAGAUAUCGAAGCUAAAAUUAAUCAAGAUUUUGUUAAUCUUUUACUUGAAGAAGAAAUUUAUACCUCUAAAGGAAGCGGAUUUACUUUACAAUCAAUAUAUGGUUUAUUGUUAGGCGUAUAUAAUUAUACACCUAUGGGUGGUUCGUCUUAUAUCACACUUCCGGAAGACAUCAAAAAUAAAAAAGCAAUUAUCAAUCCCCAAAACUCAGACCAACAGUGCUUCAAGUGGGCAAUCCUUGCAAGACACGUUUCGGGAAAUAACAAAAAUCAAGUGGCUGAAAAUUAG